AUGAAAUCGAUAUCAUAAUAGACACGAUCUUUGAUUCAUAAAUAACAAGACUUGGGAUUAAUAGAUUCUAGAAUUUCUUAAUUAAAAUAGUAAUUAUAAUUGUAAGAAUCAAACAAUCAUAUUAUUGAAUUCAAGGUUAAUAAAAUUUUGGAAACUAAAAAGAACGCAUCUAAAGAUUAAUCUGAUGUAUUAUCUGUACUUUAUUUAUCUAGUAUAGUAGAAGAUUAGAAAACCUUAAUUAAGAAUAGCAAAACAGAAACAGUAAAAUUAAGUUAUUGAAACAUUUAAAAGAGGAAGAUUCAAUAAGAAGAAAAAGAGAUUUAGAUGAAGAGAAACGACUUGAAUAAGAAGUAAUGAAAGAACGAUCAAUGCUAUAUUAAUUGCAAUACAAACAUAGUUAAAAUGAAGAACUUUAACAAAAAUAAUAGUAAUUCUAAAAGGUAAAUUUUACCAGAUAUAAUUUAACAGAUUUAAGAAUAGAAAUUCAGAAUGA
This is a messenger RNA of Paramecium sonneborni, 493 nucleotides long. The record is from the annotation of a GenBank genome assembly. Lineage: Eukaryota; Ciliophora; Oligohymenophorea; Peniculida; Parameciidae.